Molecule: messenger RNA, 1224 nt
Organism: Scleropages formosus (Asian bonytongue)
Lineage: Eukaryota; Metazoa; Chordata; Actinopteri; Osteoglossiformes; Osteoglossidae
Product: succinate dehydrogenase [ubiquinone] iron-sulfur subunit, mitochondrial-like
Exons: 8
Coding region: 80-937 (285 amino acids)
Biological process (GO): tricarboxylic acid cycle; respiratory electron transport chain; aerobic respiration
Cellular component (GO): mitochondrial membrane
Molecular function (GO): 2 iron, 2 sulfur cluster binding; electron transfer activity; oxidoreductase activity
Source: RefSeq, a predicted model, not a curated record
CAGCGAAUGACGUUCACGAAAAAGUAAGCAGAAGGCGCGGCUACUGGAGCACUUGGGACCUUGUUCUUCGAUUGUGAACAUGUCCGCUGUGUUUUUCACCUUGAGUCGCGGUGGGCUCAUCGUGGCGGCCAGGCAUCCCGCCGGCGCACUGAUCAUGCGAUGUGCGCAGACAGCAGCUGCUGCAGCACCAGCCACACAACCCCGGCUGAAGAAGUUCCAGGUGUACCGGUGGGACCCUGACACCCCUGGGGACAAGCCCCGUAUGCAGACAUUUGAGGUUGAUCUGAACAGCUGUGGUCCCAUGGUGCUGGAUGCGCUCAUUAAGAUCAAGAACGAGAUUGACCCCACUCUCACGUUCCGCCGGUCCUGCCGGGAAGGUAUUUGCGGAUCCUGUGCUAUGAACAUUAAUGGUGGCAACACGCUGGCCUGCUUGAACAGGAUCGAUACCAAUACCAGCAAGGCAGCAAAGAUCUACCCCCUGCCACACAUGUAUGUUGUCAAGGACCUUGUACCUGACAUGAGUAACUUCUAUGCCCAGUACAAGUCCAUUGAGCCCUACCUGAAGAAGAAGGAUGAGUCCAAGCAGGGCAAGGAGCAGUAUCUUCAGUCUGUGGAGGACAGGCAGAAGCUGGAUGGACUGUAUGAGUGCAUCCUGUGUGCCUGCUGUAGCACCAGCUGCCCCAGCUACUGGUGGAAUGGGGACAAGUACCUGGGCCCUGCUGUCCUCAUGCAGGCAUACCGCUGGAUGAUUGACUCGCGUGAUGAUUUCACAGAAGAGCGCCUAUCCAAACUUCAGGAUCCCUUUUCCCUAUACCGCUGUCACACCAUUAUGAACUGCACCCAAACUUGCCCCAAGGGACUGAACCCCGGAAAGGCAAUAGCAGAGAUCAAGAAAAUGAUGACAACUUACAAAGAGAAGAGAUCAUCUGCUGUGUGACCUCCGGUCUCUAACUUCCUUAUAAAUUAUCUGUUUUGAAGUUUGUCUUACUUGUAGACUAUUUACUCAGCAUCUGUACACUCCAACACUGGUGGUAUGUAACAGCAUCAAAGAAUAAAAUUCAUACUCUGUCCUUGUGUCUUGUACAGUAUGUGUGUUUUACUUGGAAAAGAGUAUAUUAAAUAUUUUAGAAGAACUUUGUGUCUGAGUGUUAAUAUACCAGUGUUAUAAUAAAUGUUGGUUCAUUACACAUGUCUGUGCUUUAUGAGUGAUUCAACUUAAGAGAC